This is a messenger RNA of Solea solea (common sole), 1254 nucleotides long. It is a transcript of the gene impact, whose product is annotated as impact RWD domain protein. Bases 59 to 1030 code for a protein of 323 amino acids. Gene Ontology annotation, cellular component: cytoplasm. Gene Ontology annotation, biological process: regulation of translational initiation. The transcript has 11 exons. The record is from RefSeq and is a predicted model, not a curated record. Gene Ontology annotation, molecular function: protein binding. Lineage: Eukaryota; Metazoa; Chordata; Actinopteri; Pleuronectiformes; Soleidae.
UCAGGGUUUAUUUACACUUUUGAACACGUCAACGGUGACUUGAUGAUGCAUUAAACUAAUGGCAGACUCAAUAAAUCCGGAGAAUGAAGGAGAGGAUCUGCAGUCUCAAAUUGAAGAGGUCGAGGCCCUGUCUUCCAUAUAUGGUGAUGAAUGGUGUGUUAUAGAUGAAGCGUCCAGAAUAUUCUGCAUCAAAAUAUCCAGCGACUUGGAGGAGUCGAAGCUGACGGCAUGUCUGCAGAUCAUUCUACCACCUGAUUAUCCGAGUGCAUCACCCCCCAUCUACCAGAUCAAUGCAGCGUGGCUGCGAGGCCCUGAGAGGGCCAAAUUGGCAAACAGCCUGGAAGACCUCUAUGUGGAGCAUGUUGGGGAGAGCAUCCUCUACCUGUGGGUGGAGAAAAUAAGAGAGUUCCUGGUGGAGAAAUCCCAAAGCACAGAAACAGUGGUUCAACAAGAAAAAGUGAAUAUGACGGCUGAGGAGGAGGUGGAUGAUGCUGACGAGGAUGAAGACGUACCUGACUUCAGGACUCUGAAACUGAACACAGAAAAUGCACUUCUGUUCAUGGAUCGUUCAGAUGAUGAAGAGCUGCCUCCAGUCAAACAUGGACAAGCCAUCACAGACCGGCGCAGCACCUUUCAGCCUCAUUUAGCACCUGUGGUGACUCCCAGACAGGUUAAAAUGGUCCUGGGGAAGCUGUAUGAAAACAAGAAAAUUGCAAGUGCCACACACAAUAUUUAUGCAUACAGGAUUCACUGUGAGGACAAGCACAGCUUCUUGCAGGAUUGUGAGGACGAUGGCGAGACAGCUGCAGGAGGGAGAUUGCUCCAUUUAAUGCAGAUUUUGGAUGUGCGUAAUGUCAUGGUGGUCGUGUCUCGAUGGUACGGAGGCAUUUUGUUGGGUCCCGACCGCUUCAAACACAUCAACAAUUGUGCGAGAAACAUCCUGGUGGAGGAGGGAUACACUCCUUCCUUGGAUGAGACCACAAGAUCAGGGGCAAAAACCAGAAGGCCAAAAAGCAAGAAGACAAAGUGAAUUUCAAAAGAAAAGAAAAAGAAGUUUACAGUUUGUUUCUUUUUAAUUAAUUUGAUUUUAAAGGAUUCAAGUGCAUUUAAUAGAUGAAAACAGUGGUAAUUUGCUAUAACAAAUAAUUUAUUUGUAAUACUGAUUCAAAUGUUUAUUUUAAAUUAAUAUUGUUAUUAUCGUCACAAUGAAUCACAUCACAUCCGAUAUUUUUCCAUUAAAACAAUCAAACUAGA